Molecule: messenger RNA, 2442 nt
Organism: Caenorhabditis bovis
Lineage: Eukaryota; Metazoa; Nematoda; Chromadorea; Rhabditida; Rhabditidae
Source: the annotation of a GenBank genome assembly
AUGAACUCCGCUGACGGAAUUUUUAUCGAUCGUGCGGAAGAUGCUCGCAAACAAGAAAUAACGCAGGAAUAUUUGAAUUUUCUGGAUAACCAAGCGGACACUAAUCAUUAUAGGCAGAAGAUUGUGAAAAUGAUGAUGGAUGGAGAUAGCCGACUGAUUGUGAACUUGGAUGAAAUCCGAGAAAAGAUGCCCCAAAGAGCUGAAGGGCUUUUGAAAGAUUCAGUUUGCGAAUUAAACUGUUUCCAAUCCGCUUUAAUGGAAGCGAUUUCUCGGAGUGAUGUCCAAGCAAACGUCAAAACAGGAUUUCAUAUCGGAUUCGAAGGAACCUUCGGAGAAAGACACGUUAAUGCUCGUUCUCUGAAAUCUACUUAUCUCGGAAACAUGGUAUGCUGCGAAGGAAUUGUCACAAAGUGUUCGUCAGUUCGUCAAAAACUUCUCACUAGUGUGCAUUAUUGUCCUGCGACUAACAAAACUCUCGAGAAGAAAUUUUCUGAUUUUACCAUGCUCGAUGCUGCAUUCACCAAUAAUUCCUAUCCAACUGAGGAUGAGAACAAGAAUCCGCUGGAAACGGAAUUCGGUCACAGUGUUUACAAAGAUCAUCAAACUUUCACCAUCCAGGAACUGCCGGAGUCAGCUCCAGCUGGCCAACUUCCAAGGUCGGUUGAUUGUGUAGCAGAUUUAGAUCUGGCAGAUCGCGUGAAACCUGGAGAUCGUGUUCGAGUAAUCGGUGUUUUCCGAGUUCUUCCAAGCAAACAGCAAGGCGUUUCAACUGGAUCAUUCCGCUCAAUUAUCAUUACUAAUAAUAUUCAACUUCUUUCUAAAGAAGUUAUUCCGAACUUUGAACCGCAAGACGUUAAGGACGUGAGAAAAAUUAGCAAAUCCAGAAACGUUUUCGAGCUUCUUGCCCGAUCUUUAGCUCCGUCAAUCUGUGGACACGAAGAAACUAAAAAGGCUCUUCUUUGUCUUCUUCUAGGAGGAAUGGAGAAGAUAUUAGAUAACGGAAGUCGAUUGAGAGGAGACAUCAAUGUUCUGUUAAUUGGUGAUCCGUCAGUAGCCAAAUCUCAACUUUUGAGAUACGUUCUUCGAAUGGCUCCUCGCGCCAUCACAACCACUGGUCGUGGAUCAUCGGGUGUCGGUCUAACCGCAGCUGUUACAACCGAUCCAGAUUCGGGCGAACGACGACUCGAGGCCGGAGCAAUGGUUCUCGCAGAUCGUGGAGUUGUCUGUAUUGAUGAAUUUGAUAAGAUGUCUGAUAUUGAUAGAACUGCAAUUCAUGAGGUCAUGGAACAGGGAAGAGUAACAAUCUCAAAAGCGGGAAUUCAUGCGAAGCUUAAUGCUCGAUGUUCAGUACUCGCAGCGGCUAAUCCGGUUUAUGGAAGAUACAAUCCUUUCAAAUCUCCCAUGGACAACAUUGGAAUGCAAGAUUCGCUAUUGUCUCGUUUUGAUCUCAUCUUUGUUCUUCUCGACGAGCACGAUGCUGAUAAAGACGCUGAUGUGGCGAGCCAUGUUCUUAAAUUGCACACUUAUCGUGCUCCGGGAGAAGCUGACGGAACUGUAUUGCCGAUGGGAAGCGGUGUUGAAACUGUCAGUACACUAAACGUCGAAUCGAAGAAGUCUCGUAACUCGAUUUAUGAAGAAAAUACUUCUUGGGCUGGAUUGGACGAAUCCGCCAAAAUUUUGACAAUUGAUUUCAUGCGCAAAUAUAUUCAUUUGGCGAAGAACGUCCAACCGAAACUAACCGAUGAAGCUACUGAAUACAUUUCCGAAGUUUACGCCGAAAUUCGAUCAUUCGAUAUUGACAAGACUGAUCAAGAAAGAACGAUGCCAGUGACUGCUCGCCAGCUCGAAACAUUGAUCAGAAUUUCUACCGCAUGUGCGAAAGCGAGAUUCUCGAAGUAUGUCGAGCGCGAAGAUGCUGAAAAAGCUUAUCAUCUUCUCCAUUACGCUUGCUUCAAAGAGAAGCCGAAAGCAAGAAUGGAGUAUGAAAAAAAGAAGAGAGGCGGUGAAACAUACAAGAGCGAUGAUGAGGAAAGUGAGAAGGAGGAGGAAACAAUGGAAGAUCCAGAUGAUGAAUCCGUUCCAACUGCUCCAACUCCCCGUCGUGGUGUUCGUAGACGUGCAGCAGAACUCGAUGAUGACAACGACAGUCAGGAGACAAAUGACACUGUUUCUCAGACAACUGCGCCAAUGGCGAAACGCCAGAAGACCGGUCCUGCCGCGAUUGGAGUCGAUCGGUAUAAGGAACUCCGCAAAUACGUUCGUAAAGCAUUCGAUGAUGCCGGCGUUGCAGACGAGAUGGUUGAAUUGGAAACAAUCACGAGAAGUGUUCAAUCUCAAGCUGGAAAUAAUCGAUUCAGUGAAGAUGAGCUCAGAGCUGGAUUUGAGCAACUUGAAAAUGAUAAUGCUUCAAUGAUUGCUGAUGGUAAAAUUACACUAAUUUAA